AUGUCCCUAAAUAUUUUAGUUUUAGGAAACGGUGGAAGAGAGCACGCUAUUGUGUGGAAGUUGGCGCAGUCUCGAUCUGUAUCCAAGAUAUAUGUAGCGCCAGGUAAUGGUGGUACCGCUACUAUGUCUAAUGUUGUUAAUAUUCCUGAGCUGACUCCGGUUCCAGCUAAUUUUGAGAAGUUACAGCAGUUUGCUGUGAGUCAUGACAUCGAUCUGGUUGUUCCAGGUCCCGAACAACCACUAAUCGAUGGUGUCGCUACAGUCUUCCAGAAGGUUGGUAUUCCUGUGUUUGGUCCAAGUGCCAAGGCGGCCAUCAUGGAAGGCUCAAAGUCCUUUUCAAAGGAAUUUAUGAGAAGACAUAAUAUUCCAACAGCUACGUACCAAUCGUUCGACAAUUAUCAGACUGCUAAAGACUACGUGCUAGGUCUCGAGAAGAACGAACCCGAUUAUAAAUUUGUUAUCAAGGCUGAUGGUCUCGCAGCAGGGAAAGGUGUAGUAAUUCCUUCAUCCCACGAAGAAGCGGUUGAGACAUUGCAUAAGAUAAUGGUAGAUAAACAAUUCGGAGAUGCUGGUGAUUCAGUUAUUAUUGAGGAGUUCUUAGAAGGAGAUGAAGUUUCUCUCUUAACAAUUUCAGAUGGUUACUCAUAUUUCAGUUUACCACCAGCACAAGACCAUAAGCGUAUUGGUGAAAAUGACACUGGUUUAAAUACAGGUGGUAUGGGGGCUUAUGCACCAGCACCAAUUGCUACACCUCGUUUAUUGAGAGAUAUUGAAUCUAAUAUCAUUAAAGCUACUAUAGACGGUUUAAGAAAAGAUGGUUUGCCUUUUGUCGGUGUACUAUUUACCGGUAUAAUGGUUACGAAGGGUGGUGAAGCUAAAGUCCUUGAGUAUAAUGUCAGAUUUGGAGAUCCAGAAACUCAGAGUGUUCUCACAUUGUUAGAUGACGCUACUGACUUUGCACAGGUCAUGUUGGCUGCUGCUGAACAUAGACUGGAUUCGGUAAAUAUUGGAAUUAGAAAGAAUGCAUUUGCUACGACAGUCGUACUUGCAGCUGGCGGUUAUCCUGAAUCUUAUGAAAAAGGUAACGAAAUAAAGAUCGAUGCCUCAAUCUUACCAAAAGAUUCAUAUAUCUUCCAGGCAGGAACAGCAUUUGACAAGGCCAAGAAUACCUUGUUUACAUCUGGUGGUAGAGUAAUUGCAGCAACAGCUGUGGCCGAAACAUUAGAACAGUCUGUUCAGAAAGCUUACAUAGCAGUUGAAAGUAUAACCUUCAAAGAUAGCUACUAUAGAAAAGACAUUGCACAUCGUGCGUUCAAACAACAAGAUAUUAACGGCAAAUCAAUCACAUACGCUGACUCUGGUGUUUCUGUUGAUAAUGGGAACUUAUUAAUUCAAAAGAUAAAAAAUAAAGUGAAAUCUACAAGAAGAUCUGGUACAGAUUCGGAUAUUGGUGGAUUCGGUGGUAUUUUUGACUUAGAAGCUGCCGGCUACAAAACUUCAGAAACCCUACUAGUAGGUGCCACCGAUGGUGUUGGCACUAAAUUACUUAUUGCACAAGAGACCAAUAUUCAUGAUACUGUCGGUAUAGAUUUGGUUGCCAUGAAUGUCAAUGAUUUAGUUGUUCAAGGUGCAGAACCUCUGUUCUUUUUGGAUUAUUUUGCCACAGGUAGUCUAGAUACCCAAAUUGCCACAGACUUCAUUUCUGGUGUUGCUGACGGCUGUAUUGAAAGUGGUUGUGCAUUAAUAGGUGGUGAGACUUCGGAAAUGCCAGGUAUGUAUGGCCCAGGACAUUACGAUACAAAUGGUACUGCAGUAGGUGCUGUGCUGAAAAAUAAUAUCCUACCUAAGAUUGAAAAUAUGCAAGCCGGCGAUGUCUUACUUGGUCUAGCUUCCAAUGGUAUCCAUUCAAACGGUUAUUCUUUGGUCAGAAGGAUCAUAAAACAUGUUGAUUUAAGCUGGGAAGACAAAUGUCCGUGGGAGGAAAGUAUAACGGUAGGACAAGCCACAUUAGUUCCUACAAAGAUCUACGUAAAGCAAUUGCUUCCAUCAAUAAAAGAAAAAUUACUGCUAGGUUUAGCACACAUUACCGGUGGAGGUUUAGUGGAGAAUAUUCCACGUGCAUUGCCAGAACAAUUGCAGGCUCAGAUUGAUAUGACUACAUGGGAAGUUCCUCCUGUCUUCAAAUGGUUAAGCAAAGCAGGAAACGUGCCUGAUGAAGAUAUAUUAAGAACAUUCAACAUGGGUAUAGGUAUGGUCUUGAUUAUCAAGAAACAGAACGUCGCCAGAGUCAAAGAAUUGCUAAGAGAAGCCAAAGAAACUGUCUACGAAAUCGGUCACUUGGCAGCAAAGCAACAUGCCAAGGAGCCUGGUUGUAUAGUACAGAACGUAGAGAACUGGAUCAACAGAAAUUAA
Messenger RNA from Kazachstania africana CBS 2517, 2412 nucleotides. RefSeq names its product bifunctional aminoimidazole ribotide synthase/glycinamide ribotide synthase (gene ADE57). Gene Ontology annotation, molecular function: metal ion binding; phosphoribosylamine-glycine ligase activity; ATP binding. Gene Ontology annotation, cellular component: cytosol. The transcript has a single exon. The record is from RefSeq and is a predicted model, not a curated record. Gene Ontology annotation, biological process: adenine biosynthetic process; 'de novo' IMP biosynthetic process. NCBI's taxonomy places the organism in Eukaryota, Fungi, Ascomycota, Saccharomycetes, Saccharomycetales, Saccharomycetaceae. Bases 1 to 2412 code for a protein of 803 amino acids.